GACCAGGGGUCGAACCCGUGACCCCACGGUUUCUAGUUGGAUUCGUUUCCGCUGCGCCACAACGGGAACUCCUCUUUAGUCCUUUUAAACUGAUUGACAUCUGCCUAAGCAAAAGGCCUUGUGGCAGCUGAAGGCAGUGGAAAGCUGUGGAACUCAUUAUGCCAGGGUUCCAGUCCCUGUUUGUUAUGUACCUCCCAGUUUUUGCAUCUGUAGAAUGGGUAUUUCAUUAACACCUACCUCAAGAAAGACUGCUUUGAGGAUUGAAAGAGAAAAUUCAAAUAAAACACAAAUUAGAAUUAUCUGGCCCUCUUCCCCUUUCAGCAUCUUUACCAUGAGAUCCACACCCCAUGCUGGAGUAGAAGCCACUUAGGAAUCAUGCUCAUUGGUCCCAGGCGUCAGCAAGUCCUGUUUACACUCCCCUUGAGCAAACAGUGGCCGCUGCUGAACAUCUUCGACUCCAAAACAAUAAGGAAGUGAAUAAACCCAUUAUUGUAAUAAUGUUUGUUUGGCAAUAAGAACUGACCCGACAAGUUUGGGGGACUUCCAAGCCUACAUGGUAAAAAACCAAUUCGGAGUAGACCAACCCUUUCCUGUUGUCAAUCUUCAUAUGAAUUUCUUGUGCGUCUAUGUUAGGUAUUAACAGCCGGGAUUCUUCUCGACCAAGGCUGACCCUAGUGACAGCGAUGCUCUUCCCGCUUUGUUUCUGAAGUCUGCGGCGUCCGUCUGGAUCAAAUCAGAAAACAGAGAGGUUUAGGAUAGGGCCUAAGUGGAGGAGGCCGAGAGCUGGGAGUUCUAGAUUGCUGAACGUGUGCCGGGGCUUGGUGUUCCUUUCACGGUUUUACAAUAAUCAGGGUCACCAGUGGAACUAAACAUCCUUGUGUGAUGUUUGGCUUCAUGAAUCAUUUCUUUAGCCCUGUGCUAGCCCAGGCUAAGUGCUGACUGAGAGCCAAAGGAGCGUUUCCUACAGCAUAACGCAUCUGCAUCAAAUGAGAGAGGAGCAGGCAACUGCCUUUCAUGGAUCUGUCUUGUCUUGAGGCUCCAGCGCUAAUAGUCCCCAAAGGGACUUCCCAGUCUGUUCUGAAAAGCCCAUAGGGCUUAGGGAUCUGGCAGGCAUGGAUUGGAAUACAAUUUGGCGAAUGAACGGUGACUCUGUCGCUUAGUAAAGAUGCUACUUGGAGCAAGUUAAUUGACUUCGGACAGCCUCAGAUUCCUGAUCUGUAAAAUGGGGUUGGUAACACCUAAAUCACAAGGCUGUUGUGAGGAUUAAAUUAAAUUGGAUAACGCAUGUAAAAUACCUACUAUAUACCCCUGACAUGCCAUAGGCAUUUUAGAGGUAUGUAGUAGAAAUAUAUAGGGGUAUAUAGUAGAAAUAUAUUGGUAGGGUAUAGAGUAGAAAGUUAAGUCCCCAAAAGGACGUAUUAAGGAUAACAUAAGGUUAACAUAUGGUAAGCAGCGCGGGAGUGGCAAUAGAGAAGUUGAUAGGAAAGGAAAACAUAUUUGAACAGUUGGCACCUAAUCUGCUUCUGGAAUAAUCAGUAGAAGUUCAACGGGCAGAGAUGGAGGGAGAGUGCUUUCCAGAGAGCGGGAGGAGCCCGAGAAAAAGAUCCUGAGAACUGCAAGUAGACCACAUGGCUGAAAUGCGGGUCUGAGUACCACUACGAAUACACUGCGUGUGACAGCACGGGUUCCAGGUGGAGAGUCGCCGUGCCACACACCCCAGGCCUGUGCACCAGCCUCCCUGACCCAGUCAAGGGCACCGAGUGCUCCUUCUCUUGCAAAGCCGGGGAGUUUCUGGACAUGAAGGACCAGUCGUGUAAGCCGUGCGCUGAGGGCCGCUACUCCCUUGGCACAGGCAUCCGGUUCGACGAAUGGGAUGAGCUGCCCCAUGGCUUUGCCAGCCUCUCAACCAACAUGGAGAUUGAAGACAGCACCAUUGGGUCCACCGGGAACUGCACUUCGUCCAAGUGGGUUCCUCUGGGCGACUACAUCUCCUCCAACACGGAUGAGUGCACAGCCACGCUGAUGUACGCCGUCAACCUGAAGCAGUCUGGCACCGUUAACUUUGAGUACUACUACCCAGAUUCUAGCAUCAUCUUCGAGUUUUUUGUUCAGAAUGACCAGUGCCAGCCCAAUGCAGAUGACUCCAGGUGGAUGAAAACCACAGAGAAAGGAUGGGAAUUCCACAGCGUGGAGCUAAAUCGAGGCAAUAACGUCCUCUAUUGGAGAACCACCGCCUUCUCGGUGUGGUCCAAAGUUUCCAAGCCUGUGCUGGUGCGAAACAUCGCCAUAACAGGUGUGGCCUACACUUCCGAAUGCUUCCCCUGCAAACCAGGCACAUAUGCAGACAAGCAGGGCUCCUCUUUCUGCAAACUUUGCCCAGCCAACACUUAUUCCAAUAAGGGAGAAACUUCUUGCCACCAGUGCGACCCUGACAAAUAUUCAGAAAAAGGAUCGUCCACCUGCAGAGUGCGGCCAGCCUGCACGGACAAAGAUUACUUCUCCACUCACACGGCCUGUGAUGCCAGCGGAGAGACGCAGCUCAUGUACAAGUGGGCCCAGCCGAAAAUCUGCAGCGAGGACCUGGAGGGGGCGGUGAAGCUGCCCGCCUCUGGUGUGAAGACCCACUGCCCACCCUGCAACCCAGGCUUCUUCAAGACCAACAGCAGCACCUGCGAGCCCUGCCCUUAUGGCUCCUACUCCAACGGCUCCGAUUGUAGCCACUGCCCAGCGGGGACUGAACCCGCCGUGGGGUUUGAAUACAAAUGGUGGAACACGCUGCCCACGAACAUGGAGACGACCGUCCUCAGUGGGAUCAACUUUGAGUACAAGGGCAUGACAGGCUGGGAGGUGGCUGGCGACCACAUUUAUACAGCCGUUGGAGCCUCAGACAAUGACUUCAUGAUUCUCACUCUGGUGGUGCCAGGAUUUAGACGUCCCCAGUCGGUGAUGGCAGACACGGAGAAUAAAGAGGUGGCCAGGAUCACAUUUGUCUUUGAGACCGACUGUUCCGUGAACUGUGAGCUCUACUUCAUGGUGGGUGUGAAUUCUAGGACCAACAGUCCGGUGGAGACCUGGAAAGGUUCCAAAGGCAAACAGUCCUAUACCUACAUCAUCCAGGAGAACACAACCAUGAGCUUCACCUGGGCCUUCCAGAGGACCACAUCUCAUGAGACAGGGAGAAAGUACACCAAUGACGUGGCCAAGAUCUACUCCAUCAAUGUCACCAACGUUAUGGAUGGGGUGGCUUCCUACUGCCGUCCUUGUGCCCUGGAGGCCUCUGACCUGGGCUCCUCUUGCACCUCUUGCCCUGCCGGCUACUAUAUUGAUCGGGAUUCAGGAACCUGCCACUCCUGCCCGCCUAACACAAUCCUGAAAGCCCACCAGCCUUACGGCGCCCAAGCCUGCAUACGCUGUGGUCCAGGGACCAAGAGCAACAAGAUCCACUCUCUGUGCUACAAUGAUUGUACCUUCUCAGUCAACACUACGACCCGGACUUUUGACUACAACUUCUUGGCUUUGGGAAACACUGUCUCUCUGGCUGGAGGGCCGAGCUUCACUUCCAAAGGGUUGAAGUAUUUCCACCACUUUACCCUCAGUCUCUGCGGAAACCAGGGUAAGAAGAUGUCUGUGUGCACGGACAAUGUCACCGACCUCCGGAUUCCUGAUGGCGAGUCGGGUUUCUCCAAAUCCAUCUCGGCCUACAUCUGCCAGGCAGUCAUCAUUCCCUCGGAGGUGACAGGCUACAAGGCCGGAGUGUCCUCGCAGCCUGUCAGCCUCGCCGAUCGACUCAUCGGGGUGACAACAGCUAUGACUCUGGAUGGAAUCACCUCCCCAGCUGAACUUUUCCACCCGGAGUCCUUGGGAAUACCGGACGUGAUCUUCUUUUAUAGGUCCAAUGAUGUGACCCAGUCCUGCAGUUCUGGGAGAUCAACCACCAUCCGCCUCAGAUGCAGUCCCCUGAAACCUGCUCCUGGAAGUCUGCUGCUGCCAAGCACAUGCUCCGAUGGGACCUGUGACGGCUGUAACUUCCACUUCCUGUGGGAGAGCGUGGCCGCUUGCCCGCUCUGCUCGGCUGCCGACUACCAUACCAUCGUCAGUAGCUGCACAGCCGGGAUCCAGAAGACCACUUACGUGUGGCGUGAACCAAAGCUGUGCUCGGGUGGCAUCUCCCUGCCUGAGCAGAGAGUCACCAUCUGCAAAACGAUAGACUUCUGGCUGAAAGUGGGCAUCUCUGCAGGCACCUGUACUGCCAUCCUGCUCACCGUCUUGACCUGUUACUUCUGGAAAAAGAAUCGAAAACUGGAGUACAAGUAUUCCAAGCUGGUGAUGAACGCUACCCUCAAGGACUGUGACCUGCCAGCAGCUGACAGCUGUGCCAUCAUGGAAGGCGAGGACGUGGAGGACGACCUUAUCUUCACCAGCAAGAAGUCACUUUUUGGCAAGAUCAGAUCGUUUACCUCCAAGGUAGGGACCCUGGCCAGUGCACUGAGCUCAGCCUGGAGCACUGGAGAAGACACCAGUCCUGGGACACCGAAUGGCCCCAUGCCAUUUAGGGACCACUGUCCUGCUUUCUGUGCUUCUGCACCUGGCUUCUGCUUUCUGUGCUUCCACGCUUUCUUCUGGGGCCCUUUACAAGCUUCCUUCUCUCCCAGUACGCACUCCCAGGGAUGGACUGUUUGGGCCUUUUAACUUCUAGGAGUAUUGGACCAUCCGUGUUGUAAAAAUCCUCCCCUCCCCUGCCCCAUUUUUUUUUGGGGGGGGUGGUGAUCUCUAGGAUCAACUUCUGGUGAAGUGAGGCUCUCCUUUGGCCAGUGGAGGGUGCUGUAAUCCAGAUAUCAGGGUGCAGUCCUUUGGGGUUGAGUCAUGGCCAAGUCUUAAGCUCUUCAUCCCUGAGCAAUUCUGAGCUGGGAGAGUUGACUCUAUGUGGGCAGGUGCAUGAGUUGGAAGCUCAUACAUGUAACAUAGGCAACACUGUUGCUGGGCGUGAGGCAAGCAGAAAGGAUUCCAGCAACAGCUCCAGGGCCACUGCCCUCUGCAGCCCUACUCUGCCAGCACCCACAGCUCACUACUGCUCUGAACCAGUUCGUCCAAACUGGGUGGGAAGGGGAAAGGACGGGACUGGAGGGAUGGCGAGGAAAGGCAGGCAGGCAGGUAGGUACUGGCUUUGCUGAAUCUCACUUCUUUGUACUGACCUUCCAGGGUGACUCCCCCGGCCUCCCCGAGACCUUGACUUUUUUUUUUUUUUUUUUUUUAAUGGGAAAACAACUUACCCUGGGAUCCUUGGGUGUUUCUGGAAGUUUAGAAACUGCAAAGAUGUGAAGCAAGGGUUUUAGAGAUGCUUCUUAUCCUCUGACUGAAGGGAACAAGAAGAAGAGAAGAGAUCUUAUGGCCAUGUUUCCACAAAGGCACUGCAAGCAGGAAUUUCCUGAGGGUUCCUUCUGUCACCUGUUUUUCCAUUUCUCUCCUUUGUUCCCCAAACUUGUCCACGUGCAGCAGCCAGCUCCUGUCACCAUCUCUCUUUCAGAGGACUCCUGAUGGAUUUGACUCGGUGCCACUGAAGACCUCGUCAGGAGGCCCAGACAUGGACCUGUGAGGGGCACUGCCCUGCUGCACCUGCCUCCUCGCCGGCACAGCACCUUCUAAACCUGUGGCAAUGUGGGUGCCAGCUUCCUGCCACACCCACUGCUGGAAACCUCUUCAUUGUGGCCUUAUCAGAAGUUUGAAUUUCAGAUCUUUGUUUUGUUUUUUAAUAGAAUCCCUGAACCCUCCUUUCUGCUUGCCUCAAACCUGCCAAAUAUACCCACACUUUGUUUAUAUUACUCCCUUGCUUGCAUCUUGUUUCCCAAAAUGGUCCAGCCUUCGGAACCAUCGCUUCAUCGGCUCAUAUUUCUUAGAGCUCCGGAAUGAAACUAUUUCUCUCUUCUUAAGUAUAGAGAUGACUUCCUCUGGCCUCUUAUUUAAGGGCAGAGGCAGCUGGGAGUUUCCCUGACCACUUGCCCUCAGCCCAUGACUUAGGAGAGGCUGGCUCAGGAGGUACUGGCAUCCCCUCGUGGUGGCCUGGACUCAGCUCUCCUGGACACCAGCGCAAAUGGGUAUAAUGGAUGGGUGGAGGGCAGAGGAGUAAGGCCUGGGUGAGAAAAGACUUGAUAAGCACAAAAAGAGGCAAGGCGGAAGGUUUUUUGUUUUUUAAACUAGGUACAUCAUUCCCUUUUCUUAAGGAAGCUAUAAAUAUUCUCACCAGAGUCACAGAGAAAGUUCCUUGAGAAAAUGCCCUGAUGGAUCCAUUCUUCCAUCACCACCCCAGAGAGGAAGCACACUGCCAGUGAGUAAGAGUCCUCAUCCUUGAGGCCCCUGUUCCUAGAGGCUUGGGCCAUAUUAGGGCACGGGUGUAUCAUGUUUUGAAAGAACACACGGAGGUGAAGGUUUUAAUGGGGCCAUGUGGGGGAGCCAGCCCACAACAGGAGGGGCCUGAGGUGGCCAUGAUGUCUGCUUCUAACCUGAAUUCAUCUGCUCAGCCACAGAAUAAACAACCUCUAGGCUGCCCAAGAAAGGCAUGGACUUCCAGUCCCUGCCCCAGCACCAGAUCCAAAUCAAGUCUUCAAGUAGGAAAGCCUGGGGGAGAUGGACAAAGUGUUCACCAAACUGGGACCCUUCCCACUUUCAAUUCCCUGUCCUCCCCUUUUUCCCAUUCUCAUUUCCUUCAUGUGCUAAAAAACUAAAGAGACCUGUGGCCCCGGGUUUUGGUAGCACCCACUUUUGAAAGGUGAAUAAAGUGAACCUCCUCUGUGGCCCUUUUCUCCACUUCCACACCAAGUAUAAGCAAUGACCUUUAUGCAUCUAGAAUGGUAAAACUGGAGCAAGAGUUUAAAUUCUCUUUUUCUUCCUACCAAUGGCAAUUCUCUUUCCCUCACUAGCAGACUAAAAUGACCGUCCUUGGUCAAGGGUCCAAUUGCCCAUAGUUUGUGACUGUCCCUUUUCUCAAAUGGCCAUUUGUUGACCAGAUGUUAGGUAAAGGACGGAAAUGGCACUUCUAGGUGGUUUGUCUGUCACAUGAUGUUUUGCUGAUCUGAUUGGCCACUGCUGUCCUGCAGAUGGUCUUAUAAAAGAGACAGUGAGAACUGGAUCCCAGCUUCGAUGUCUGGCCAACAACAGCACCACUGAAGGCAGGCUGUUCCUUUGGUUCAAUAAAUCUAGAAGCUUUUCUUUGGUAUCUAAAUCCUCCCUCCUCUUGUAGGAUUCAGGCUUUCAGAACCUGUGGCUGUGUUGGAAUUUCUCCUGAUGGAUGCAGAUAGCUAGCUUCUGAGCUCCAGCCUAAAGUUUUCUGUAGCAUCAACAAUACCCCAGGCAUCUGCUUUUCCAGGGAACAGCUUUCUUUUGUGACAAAAGCCACAGAAGGUCUUUAGAUUAUUCUAGAGUCAGAUGGAAAAAGUACAUACCUGCUGACUUCUUUAUUCUGAUCUUGAAAGUGAGUUCCCCCAGAGCAACCUCAAACUCCACUGAUUUAGUCAUAAUGCUUCAGCAGAUCGUCCCUGUGUCCUGCCAGGAACUCAUGAGCUAUGCUAUCGGGGUCACCUGAUGCUCCCUAAACAGCUUAGACACAUUAGAUACUGUUUAAUAGCUCUGCUGAGAUGUAAUUCAAAUACCAUACGAUUCGCUCAUUUAAAAUGUACAAUUUGGGGAGUUCCCCUUGUGGCUCAGUGGGUUAGGAACCAACUAGUAUCCAUGAGGUGCGGGUUUGAUCCCUGGUCUCACUCAGUGGGUUAAGUAUCUAGCGUGGCUGUGGCUGUGGCGUAGGCCAGCAGCUGCAGCUCUGAUUCAACCCCUAGCUGCCUGGGAACUUCCAUUUGCUGCAAGUGCAGCUGUAAAAAAAAAAAAAAUAAAGUAUAAUUUGAUAGAUUUUAGCAUACUCACAGAACUGUGCACCCAUUAUCACACUCAAAUUUAGAACAGACAUUUUACGUGGGGAAAAAACUACAGUGUUUUGCACAAGCAAUUGGGAGAGGGAAUGUGGGCUCGGGAGAUAAAAUACUCAAUCCUAUUUGGUUACCUAGAGUCCAAGAAGACACAUGUAACUCUCCUCAUGCAGGUGUCACCUGUAUGUGGCUGGGAAUACAAAUGAAGAAGAUGGUGACUCAAGGACCAGGGGAUUUCUUAUGUUAACAAACCUUUUUUUUUUUUUUUUCAGUCUCACUCUAUAUUAAAGACUGACUAUAUUUAUACAACAGAGACUUUGUAAUGGAUUUUUCAACGUUGUGAAACUCAAUUUUGGUCUCCUCAAGACUGCCUGGAUUUCCUUUUUGCUCUGUAUUCCAUAAAUUUGUAGUUUGUUACAGGAUGGGUAUCUCCUGUCACAUUUGUGUGUGUAUGUGAAAUAAAAACAUAAUUUCUA
This is a messenger RNA of Sus scrofa (pig), 8389 nucleotides long. Lineage: Eukaryota; Metazoa; Chordata; Mammalia; Artiodactyla; Suidae. The record is from RefSeq and is a predicted model, not a curated record.